Sesamum indicum (sesame) is the source of this 1282-nucleotide messenger RNA. RefSeq names its product gamma carbonic anhydrase 1, mitochondrial. The record is from RefSeq and is a predicted model, not a curated record. NCBI's taxonomy places the organism in Eukaryota, Viridiplantae, Streptophyta, Magnoliopsida, Lamiales, Pedaliaceae.
AAAGAAAAAGUCAGAAGGGAGAGUGAGUCAGUGAGUCCACUCGCUGGAUCCAUUCCUACAGCAACUUUGUGCUCUCCAGUCUCCCCACUCUUUUCUUUUUCACUCGUUUCUUUCUCUCAGCAAAUUCCCAAUCCCUAAACCCUAAAGCAAGAACACCCAAUUCGGGAAUCCAGGUGAAGAGAACGCGCACAAGAAGAAGAUGGGUUCUUUUGGCCGAGCCUUCUACACUGUUGGCUUCUGGAUCAGGGAAACCGGCCAAGCCCUCGAUCGCCUUGGCUCCCGCCUCCAGGGCAACUACUUUUUCCAAGAACAAUUGUCGAGGCAUAGAACACUCAUGAACGUGUUUGACAAAGUUCCCGUGGUUGACAAGGAUGCCUUUGUGGCUCCCAGUGCAUCCAUCGUUGGGGAUGUUCAUGUUGGACGUGGUUCCUCCAUUUGGUAUGGAUGCGUUCUCAGAGGUGAUGUAAAUAGCAUCAGUAUCGGAUCUGGGACCAACAUACAAGACAAUUCUCUUGUUCAUGUAGCCAAAUCCAAUCUAAGUGGGAAGGUCUUGCCUAUCCUUAUUGGCGACAAUGUCACUGUAGGUCAUAGUGCAGUCUUGCAUGGAUGUACCGUAGAGGACGAAUCAUUUGUUGGUAUGGGUGCAACAUUGCUUGAUGGAGUGGUUGUGGAGAAACAUGCAAUGGUUGCGGCCGGAGCUCUUGUGAGACAGAAUACUAGAAUACCAGCUGGAGAGGUCUGGGGAGGAAAUCCAGCCAGAUUUCUGAGGAAGCUAACAGAGGAUGAAAUUGCCUUCAUAUCCCAGUCAGCAAUCAAUUACGCAAACCUAGCCCAAGUUCAUGCUUCUGAAAAUGCUAAGGGCUUCGACAAGGUAGAGUUUGAAAAGGUACUUCGAAAGAAAUUUGCAAGUCGGGAUGAAGAAUAUGACUCAAUGUUGGGAGUUGUUCGUCAGACACCACCAGAACUUGUCCAUUCCAAUAAUCCGAAGGCUGCGUAAUAUGCAAGAUGUUUUGUUGUUUCCUGUGGAUUUUCUAGAAAAACCCCUACUGAGUUUCAAUUCCAAUAAAUUCUGGGGCCAGGCUGAAGUUCAAAGGAUGAAUCCUGGUACACAUUGAUUCUCGUGCAGUCUUCGCCGUUUUGUUAAUUGAACAAUUUAAAUGUUAGCUUAUUUGUUUUCAUGAUUUCAGUUUCUAUUUUGAUUGGAUGCAUCUUCUUUUAAAAUGUAUCGGAAGGCACCUGAAACCCCUGUAGUUUUAAUAAUAUCUAAAGCAAGCCUAAAAUA